This is a messenger RNA of Apus apus (common swift), 992 nucleotides long. It is a transcript of the gene CBY1, whose product is annotated as chibby family member 1, beta catenin antagonist. The transcript is spliced from 5 exons. Gene Ontology annotation, biological process: negative regulation of Wnt signaling pathway. Bases 141 to 518 code for a protein of 125 amino acids. NCBI's taxonomy places the organism in Eukaryota, Metazoa, Chordata, Aves, Apodiformes, Apodidae. The record is from RefSeq and is a predicted model, not a curated record. Gene Ontology annotation, cellular component: nucleus.
UCGCCAUGGCGACGCGCCGGCCGCAAACCGCAGCCGGGGCGGGCGGCUGAGCCCACCGGCGCCGUGAGGGAGCGGGGCGGCCGCAGAGGUGGUGGGAGCCGGGUCCCCGCGGCGGGAAGGAGCGGCCCGGCCCCUCAGCCAUGCCGCUCUUCGGGAACAUCUUCAGCCCGAAGAAGACUCCCCCCAGGAAAUGCGCCUCUCUCUCCAACCUGCACUUGCUGGACAGAUCAACCCGUGAGGCUGAGCUGGGCCUGGAGUACGGGCUCCCCACCAUGAACCUGGCUGGUCAGAGCCUGAAGUUUGAAAACGGCCAGUGGGUGGCAGAAUCAGGAAACUUCACGGGGGAUCGCAGGGAAAUGCAGCGCUUGCGCAAACGCAACCAGCAGCUGGAGGAAGAGAACAACCUCCUUCGGCUGAAGGUGGACAUUCUGCUGGACAUGCUCUCCGAGACCACAGCUGAAUCCCACCUGAUGGAGAAGGAGCUGGAGAAGCUGAAGCACCACCAGAGGAGGAAGUGAAGAGCAAGAGGAGAAUGGAGGACAGGGCCAGGCGGCUCUGAGCUUGGGCCAGGCCAGGCCAGGGCCUCCUGGCUGUGAUGGUACUUUGCAUAGGUACUUUCUUCCCUGGGACCUUGAGUGACAAGGUGCCUCCAGCACCGCGUGGUGCUGCCGGUACGACACAACGGCUGGCUCGGCAUAACGCUGUUCAUUAAUGCUCAUGUCGUUUCUCAGAGCACCUUGCCUUGCCACGUUCCCUCCCCACAGCCCAGCGGCUGGUCCCCUCUUUCCUGAGGCAGCCUGGCUGCCGGUGGUAGAGAUUUGCCUGCAGGGGGGACCUGGGGAGACCCCCCACAACCCCCCUUCCCGAGAUCUGUGCCUGCAGGAGAGCCUGGGGGCUUGUACAGUGUCACCGCUUGCCUUUGGCCAGUAGGAUGCUGGCGUUGCUUGUUCUCAAGGGUUUUUCAGCCGUUCGAUAAAGAUGUGCAUUUCAAA